AUGUUGUCCCGUACUUCCAUUCGUGCUUACAGUUCCGUACCAAACGGUGUCAAAAUCUCAACAAAAGAGUCUGUCAAUGGCUUGACUAAACUUCAUGUCGUUGUUACCAAUGCAGGUGCCAAGGACGGUAAAUUUGGUACAUCACACUUGUUGUCAAAAUUUGCUUUCUUGAACAAUGGUGCCAAGUCUGCUUUACGUUUCACUAGAGAGUCAGAAUUGUUGGGUGGACACUUCAAAGGUCACGUUAAAAGAGAUGCUUUGGUUUUGAAAACAAAGUUUUUGAGAAAGGACUUGCCAUACUACGUUGAAGCUUUGGGAAAUGUACUCUCAAAUACUCAAUUCACUCCUCACGAAUUUGAAGAAGUUGUUUUGCCAUCCGCACUCGCAGAAGCCAAGGCUGCACACUCAGACUCACAUUUCACUGGAUUGGAAAAAUUGCAUGAAAUCACAUUCAGAAGAGGAUUGGGUGCUCCAUUAUACUACAACGAAUCCACUCCUAUCCAAGUUGAAGAAUUGGCUCAAUUUGCUCAAGAAAAUUUCACUGGAGAAAACAUCAAGAUAGUAGCACAAGGUGCUGACGAAGCCGACUUGACCAAAUUCGUUGAAGAGUCUGCAUUCUGCUACUUACCCAAAGGAUCCAAGGCACAAGCCACUACACCAGAAUUCCACAAGAAUGCUGAAGCCAGAAUACCAGCUACUGGAAAAUCCACUGCUUUGAUUGGUUUCCCAGUUAAGCCAGCUGAUUUCGCCAGAUACGAAACAUUGUCAGCCGCUAUUGGUACCUCCACUUUACCAACCUCUGUUGCUCCAUUGUUUAAGAUUCCUGGUGCCACUUCACACUUGUACAAAUACAAUGACGCUGGAUUGUUUGUGAUUUCAGUUUCAGGUAAGGCUGCUGAUGUCGCUCAAGGUAUCAGACAAGCCAAGAAAGUUGCUGAAUCAGUCACCUCAAGUGAUUUGAGCAAAGCCGUUAAAUCUGCAGAAUUGUCUAUUGCUUUACAGUCGAAAGUUGCACACCCAUUAGAGUUUAAACCAACUGCAGCUGAUGCUCCCGUUAAGGACUUUAACUACGUUGCUGUUGGUGAUUUGGAUGUCUUGCCAUUCGCUUCGGAGUUAUAG
Messenger RNA from Lodderomyces theae, 1119 nucleotides. RefSeq names its product ubiquinol--cytochrome-c reductase subunit 2 (gene QCR2). NCBI's taxonomy places the organism in Eukaryota, Fungi, Ascomycota, Pichiomycetes, Serinales, Debaryomycetaceae. The record is from RefSeq and is a predicted model, not a curated record. Bases 1 to 1119 code for a protein of 372 amino acids. Gene Ontology annotation, molecular function: metal ion binding. Gene Ontology annotation, cellular component: mitochondrion. The transcript has a single exon.